AUAUGUGGGCCUCGCACGCGUGGUUAGGCUAAAUGACAAAUUGAGAGGGGGCCUCGUAAACAUGCAAUUAGACUAGUCCGGUGGAGACUAUGGCUUAUAUACACGUGUCAGGUGCUUCCUAACAUUUUCUUCGUUAUGGCGCAUCUUUUUAAUUGCAAUUUGGUAAGGUUAAAUACAUAAAUCUAUGUUUGAAUCACGCUAAAAUGAUUAUUACUAUGAAUACUUCGCCGUUACUAAGUUGCUAAAUUCUCGCAUCUUCUAUAAAUGUGACAGAAAAAGAAAGAAAAAAAAAAGUGAAGGAGAAAGCGAUCAGACGGCGAAUUCGCGAUCGUAUCGAUCCACCGUUGAAUCUCACGAUGUCACUCUCCCGUCUACACAAAUUCAAGCUCUUCGCGGCACAUCGUAGCUUGGAAGCGUCCACCGCGGGGAGUCCCACGAUGAGUCCAACGAAGAGCCCUGUAUUCAAUCUCCGACGACGCAAAACCCUGCGGAUGUUGUUCGAUAAGAGCUCCGAUAGUCGCAGACGGAAUCUCCGUCAGAUCCUUGAGGAAUCUCCGGAAUCAGAUGGAAAUUCCGGGAAUAAGAAGAGGGGAAACCACCGUGCUACUAGGCGUAAAUUGAGAGAGCUCUUGGUCACAUCGCCGUCGCCGCCGUACAAAGGCAGAGAAGAUAUAGACGGAAUUGGAGAAGAGAGAAGCGAGAUUUCGCCGUUAAACGUCACUUCAAACGGUGACGGCAGAGAGUUAACGGCUCGACGAUUCGGUUCAUCCGGUUCGGUUCAAUCAUUUCGGUUAAGGAUUUUAAGAAAACCAUGGCGACCAGUCCUGGUUUCUAUUCCUGAGCAAUAAAUAAAAAAAACACACCUUUUUGUUCUCUUCUUUUUUCUCCGUUUAAUUUUGUUACAAAAUAUGAUCUUUAAAUCCUUAAUACUCCAGUUCUUAAAAUGUCAUAUUUUUCAAUGACCGUUUAUUUGUUCUUACUGCGAUUUAAGAUAUUGUAGACUAUAACCUUUACUCUCUAGUCUCUAGGAUUUAGUUAAUUAAAAAUUAGAGAUUAUGAAUAAGAGCAAAAAGAGAACAAAUGUUCGAGUUACGUUAUUAAAUCAU
This is a messenger RNA of Arabidopsis thaliana (thale cress), 1106 nucleotides long. RefSeq names its product 50S ribosomal protein-like protein. The transcript has a single exon. Bases 357 to 848 code for a protein of 163 amino acids. Lineage: Eukaryota; Viridiplantae; Streptophyta; Magnoliopsida; Brassicales; Brassicaceae. The record is from RefSeq and is marked reviewed.